GCUAACCAAACCGGCAGCGCUCGCUCGCGCACUUUUAAUAACUAUUAUAAGUCGCGGGUCGCCAUCGGCGCACGCGACUAAUUUCACCGUGGCAUGACUCAGUGACGUGACAAAAUGAGUAAAGCCGAGGUUUCGGCGGAAACCGUCGCGCCCAGCGUGGCGAUCCACGUGGAUUACUAUGAGAACUCAGCUGAGGAACACUCAAAGCUUCUAGAUGUGAAUGCUCCAACGCCGACGGUGACGCCCUCUGGCCAAAUGCGCAAAGUGAAGAGCUUCACUGACACGCACAGAAUUCGCGAUGUCACUGCAGCUUCUGGUGCAGCAUCAGCACGGUGUCUUCGACCCUAUGAGCAAGUGAAUGUAUAUAGCGACGGUUCAGACAGCGGUACUAAUCAAUAUGGUGCCCAGUCAGUGCGAUCCUUGGCAUCAAUCGGAAUGGGAUGCACCGACGGACGAAAAAUGGUAAUCAACAGAGUCCCGACUUCGCCUACGGAAUUGUUUCAUCUAGUACGUCCUCCUACACCCCCAGAUCAAGACACGGCCUCCCACGAGAGCUGCGAGGAAGAGGAAGCGGACGUCGAAGACCAUCACCUGAAACCUCGGCGGCCGUUUUGGGCUAACAAAAUACAGUUCGUGCUGGCCUGUGUGGGAUAUUCGGUUGGCCUCGGCAACGUGUGGCGAUUCCCCUAUCUUUGCUAUAAAAGUGGCGGAGGCGCAUUCCUCAUCCCCUACUUCAUAAUACUCAUUGUGUGCGGUGUGCCUAUGCUCUUCAUGGAGUUGGCAAUCGGACAGUAUACAGCGCACGGACCUAUCGGGGCGUUAUCGCAAAUAUGUCCGCUAUUCAAAGGUGCUGGUCUAGCAAGUGUAGUGAUCUCUUUCGUAAUGUCUACUUACUACGCAGUAAUCAUAGCGUGGGCAAUAUACUAUUUCUUCACGUCGUUUAAAUCUGAAGUGCCGUGGGCUAGCUGCUCGAAUAGAUGGAACACAGCCCACUGCUGGGUUCCGUUCCACAACCAUACUAAGCCAAACGGAUCACAGACGCCCACUGAACAAUUUUUCGAAAAAAAAGUUUUAAAUGUGAGCCCCGGUAUUGAGUUUCCUGGUGGAAUGCGGUGGGAACUAGCGGCUUGCUUGGUCUGUGCUUGGGUGCUGGUCUACUUCGCCCUAUGGAAAAGUAUCAAAUCAUCUGCUAAAGUUCGUUACAUCACCACAACACUGCCGUUUCUAUUGAUAAUAGUGUUUUUGGGUCGAUCACUAACACUGGACGGAGCAAACGUUGGAUUGAGAUAUUUUUUCAAACCCGAUUGGGAACUGCUAAAACAAUCGAGGGUGUGGGUGAAUGCGGCAUCACAAAUCUUCAACUCUAUUGGAGUAGCAUUCGGCUCAAUGAUUAUGUUUGCCUCAUACAAUCGAUUCGACAACAACUUCCUUCACGACACAUUAGCCGUGUCAUUGAUCAACGCAAUCACCAGUCUCAUUGUAGGAAUAUUCACAUUUGCUACGAUUGGCAACAUCGCCAUUGAACAAAACACUAGUGUGAAGGAUGUUAUCGCCGAUAGUCCGGGAUUGUUGUUUGUUGUAUAUCCGCAAGCCAUAGCGAAAAUGCCAGCGUCACAACUAUGGGCUGUUCUAUUCUUCUUCAUGUUCCUUUGUCUCGGCCUUAAUAGCCAGUUUGCAAUAGUGGAAGUAGUUGUGACUUCAAUACAAGACGGUUUUCCAGAAAUGAUACGUAAGAGACUCGUAUACCACGAGUUGCUAGUUCUCUGCGUUUGUGUAGUGUCCUUGAUGUUUGGAUUACCUCACAUACUCCACAGUGGAAUAUACGUCUUCCAACUGAUGGACUACUACGCUGCUUCUCUCAGCAUUACGUACCUCGCCUUCUUCGAAGUAGUCGCCAUAGCGUGGUUUUAUGGUGUCGGACGUUUAUCAAAUAAUAUUAAACAAAUGACAGGCCAGUAUCCGUCAUUUUACUUCCGGUUUUGCUGGCUAAUAGCGGCGCCAGCGUUAUUACUGGCGCUAUGGGUGGCUAGUUUAGUAGACUACACUCCUCCCACCUACCGGCAAUACUCGUAUCCUGCUUGGGCACAAGUGAUGGGUUGGACGAUAGCCUCGCUGUCUCUCCUGUGCAUCCCUGUAUAUGCUGUAGUGACAGUUGUACGUGCGCCGGGCAUUACUAUAGGAGAAAAAUUCCGUCACUCAAUACGACCAGCAUCGAUGUGCGAUUGCGGCAUUAGUGGUUGUGACAUAUGCUACUCCGACUCUGAACCCCCAGACGACAAAACGAAUAUAAACUAGUCAGUUUAUCCAUAGAAUAAUUUAAUAAAAUUGUAGGAGUGCAGAUUUAAAAAAAAAACAGAUAUAGUGAAUAAUCUAUAUCUAUGUAGGUAAUAGUCCAUAAGUUAUCACAAACGAAUAUCACAUAAUAUGACCAAGUCAUGUAGGUAUGUAGGUAGAUAGUUACUUUAUGAUACCAAGAAUAAACAAGGC
This is a messenger RNA of Chilo suppressalis (striped riceborer), 2487 nucleotides long. Lineage: Eukaryota; Metazoa; Arthropoda; Insecta; Lepidoptera; Crambidae. The record is from the annotation of a GenBank genome assembly.